GGGGAGAGGAACGGCAGCGAGAUGGACGCAGGGACGGGCCGAGCGCAGGACCCUCCUCCGGGCUCCCUCCGGGUCGACCUGAAUGUUUAUUUUCUUUUUUUUCUUUUUUUUCUUUUUUUUUAAUCGUUCGGAAGAACAAAGACUUCGGGCCGGGGUCGGUGCUUGUUUUGCUGGGGAUGGGGGGGGGGAUGGAGGCCGGAGCCGUCGGCCCGAAGCCCCGCGUCGCCCUGGCCACGCUGCCGAGACCUCGCCUUGCAACUUGGAAGAGGAAAGAAGGGGGGGAAAAGGAGAAAAACAAAACAGAAAACAUAUAACAAAAUAAAAUAUGGUGACGUCACUUGGAGCUGGGGUGCCUUCCCCGCUGCCUGUCAGACGUGCCUGAAAAGAACAGGGCAAUAAAACAACAGCCGCCUCUGUCUCCCUCGUUAAACACGGCGCUAAUUGGAUGUUAAUUCCUCCUUGCUCUUCUCGCUGCUCGAUUGUGAGGACUCUGCCUCGCUCUCCCUCUCGUGCUUUCUUUCUUUCCUGUUGCGAUGCUCUGGGCGGCUCGGAGGGACCCCGGACUGGAAUAACUCAGGAGUGCCGCAUGGAUGAGGCCGUGGGGUUUGGAACCGGGGCGGGCGAGAUGGAUCCCGAGAGCUGCGCUCGCCUCCCGCCCCCCAUGCAUUGUCCUGCUGGCUUGGAGCUGCUCUGGCCCCAUUUUUCAUCCUUCCGUGUUGGGUCCGGCAUAAAAAAAAUAUAUAUUUUAUAUAUAUAUAUAUGGUCAAAAAAAAAAAAAAAAAAGAAAAAAAGAAAAAAGCAUGAUUCAAUGACGACAAACCCCCAAACCUCCUCCCAGCUCCCCCCGUCUCGCCGCACACCGCGUGGAAACAGGCGUUGGAGGGAGCCGGAGCAGGAAGUUGUUGUGCUCGGUGUUGCCCAGGUCAUCCUUCACGGGUACGUGUGCAAGAGCGGCGGCGCGUGGGGCGGCCCCGUGGGCAACAGCGUGGGGCAACGCCGGGCCUCGGGGGGCAGAGCGGGUGGGGAGAGGAGGGAGGGGAGGGAGCGGCGGCGGCGGCUGCUGGGGGGAGCCAUGUGGGAGUCGAGUCCUACCUGGGAGCCGUGCCAACUUCCUGCAAAGGGUUACAGCCCCGCAGCUCCCAGAGCCCACCAGAGGCGAGUUGGCUCUUGUCACGCAUCCAAGGCGAGAGGAAGACAGCGGGAACGGAACAGGUACCGCCAACGCCGAGCGGCCUCGUUCGCCCCCCGAAGCUCGGCCGCUUGUUUUGAUUUAAAGCCGCCCGAAGGGAAGGCCCCGCACGAGGCCGACGGGUGCCAAGGGUGGGGUGGACGGGGCCGGGGGUACGCGUGCAUGCGAGGAAGGGGGGCCGGGGGGGUGGGGGGGGGAUGCUGGCACCGCUCGCUCCUCGCCGUUUGGAUUAACAUGCGGGAGAUGCGCCUGUCACUUUGCUUACUGUCAGCGCCUGCUCGGGGAUGGGUGACGGCUUUGUUCGGGGUUGCCGUGCCAAGGCGGGCUUGGCAGCAGCUCCCCCGGAGGGCUGCGGGGUGCACGGCCGCCCCUCGGCCCCUGGUGCGGGCGAGAUGA
This is a messenger RNA of Gallus gallus (chicken), 1585 nucleotides long. RefSeq lists its product as uncharacterized. The record is from RefSeq and is a predicted model, not a curated record. The transcript has a single exon. NCBI's taxonomy places the organism in Eukaryota, Metazoa, Chordata, Aves, Galliformes, Phasianidae. Bases 446 to 1585 code for a protein of 379 amino acids.